AUGAGGAAAUCACGAUUCCAUGAAAUCGAUCCAGUCACCAAAUCAGCUGGUGCUGCUCUGCUAUGCAGCAUAUUGGCCCACUGCCUAUCCGACAGGCAAUCCGAGCUCUAUGCCUGCUCCGAAGCCCUGAGCUGGAUCGUGCUGCCCAUCUUGUGCACGACUGCGGGUGUGGGUUCCAGAAAUCGACGACCAGAUCUGCCUUUCGAUGGCAGCACCUCCAAAAAGCUAUCUGCAGCGGCGUCAUCAUUAUGGACAGUUGCUCUGAGCCUUGCUGCCUACUGGGUUUUCGCAGCAGAGAACGGCAUGUUUGUAUUCCUCCCCGCAUCAACUCCAUUACUUUUUGUAGCUCAGAAGUACCUUUGGUCCGACCUGGAGCUCCGUACUUCUUCACCCAGGUCUGCUCCUUACCUUUUCUACUUUCUUGCGAACACAUUUCGGGGCACGGCCUUCGCCGCUUCAUUUGCCAUUGUCACUCUCAAGUCAGACUGGCACUUCCAAGCAUGGGAUGUUUUGUCCAUUGUACCGCUUGCUUCUCUGCUAGUGAUCUACAUUACUCUCACGCCCAGGCCGAAGACGACUAAUAGGAGCUGCCGGUUUAUACCGGCUUUUGAUAUUGAAGAUGCCAUCCUGCCUCUUUCACUGCGCGUUACAUUCGUGUUUGCCAUUGUAAUCGGCCUGGAAUCUCUCGCAUUCGGUUUCCCUGUAUGCAGUAUCGCGUCCACGUUAGCUCUUGCCUUGGCCAAGGCUGCGUCUUGGUAUUUCGUGAUUCAGACAUCUCGACAAUCUUCCUGGCGCACCGUCGCCGCCAUGGAAACGUUUAGCCUCAUGUCCACACGCGAUCCCUUCACGCUCUUGUCGGAUGCUCGGGCUUUGUCGCACGUCAUGGCGUCUUUCCUGUCUCUCGGUCAGGUUAUCACAAUGCUUCCAAAGCAAGCGAAAGCCAAAUCAGCACUCUGGGUCCUUUCCCUCGUCUCUCUCGCACCAUACCUUGCCAACCUUCUUGCCAUCAAACUAGCAGGAUCUUCAUCGUCAUUGAUCCACCCUGAAGAGCAUCAUGUCCAAGUUCUCAUCCAAAACGCCAAGGCGGACUUCGAAACCUUGCUUCAAAAGCAAUCCAAAAGUUAUACCGCCGCUCACGACGAAUAUCAACGUCGAUAUGGUCUGGAACCGCCACCCGGCUUCGAAGCCUGGUAUGAGUUUGCAAGGUCGCAGCAGUCACCCAUCAUCGAUGAUUUUGAUGUCAUCUUCAAAGGUGUUUCACCAUUCUGGAGACUGAGUGGUAAAGAGGUUCUUGAAAUCAUGAGUCGCAUGCACGAUGCGCCGAACAGCGAGCUGUGGCUCUGCGAGUUUUCUGGCUACAAGGCCAAAACUCACUGUAGCCAUUCCUACCGCAGUUACGAUAGGCACAUCCAAUCCUUAUUGGACGGCCUAUUUGGGGGUUUCCACGGCCUUCUUCCCAACGUCAAGUUUCUGGUAAAUCACAUCGAUGAACCGAGGGUCCUGAUUCCCCCACCAUCAGGAGGAGACACCAAUAGCAAUGGACUGUAUACCCUAACCGAGAUGUCGAGACGACCCAUUUGGGAUACACUUACAAAGUUUUGCGACUCUCGCGAGGAGGGCAGGCCUGCUGAUCGGACAAGGCGCACGCAAGAAAUCUGUGCCCUGCCGUUCGUCAACGAUUCCUUGUCCGCCAUGGAUCUGUGCCAACAUCCCGAAUACAGCUCCAUGCACGGUCUCGCCAUGAGUCCUACGUCUUUUCGCCUAAUUGAAGGCUUAGUACCCGUUCUUUCAACUGGUUCACCCUCAACCAUGGGCGACAUACUGUAUCCCAGCCCCGCUUAUACGGAGGCUGAGUUUCAAUACACCGACGCGCACGACGUCGCUUGGGAUAAGAAGCGAAAUAAUCUACACUGGGCUGGUUCUACCACCGGUGGAUUUGCCUCGGACGACCAGUGGCGACACUUCCACCGACAAAGAUUCGUCGAGCUGGCGCAGAAUCUGGAAAAGCGACAGCAUUGUUACCUACGAGAAAGGGGCGGCGUCCUCAGCCAUGUUAAAUCGUCAUUCCUCAAUGGCAGACUAUUCGACGUGGCCUUUGCCAGGAUAUUCCAGUGCGAGAGGCGACACUGCAGAGACCAACGUGCAUACUUCAACUUGAAGUCGUGGGAAGACAAGGACCGUGCCCUCGAAUCGCGUCUUGUCUUCGAUAUGGAUGGCAACGGCAUAAGCGGGCGCUACUACAAGUUCCUAGCUUCGCGAUCGGUGCCACUGAAGCAGACGAUGCUGCGUGAGUGGCAUGAUGAGCGGCUCGUGCCGUGGUUUCAUUACAUACCAGUCAGCCAGAGCAUGGAGGAGCUCCCCGAGCUGGUUUUCCAUCUUACAUCCACAGAAGCAGGGCAAAGGGCGGCUAGAGAGAUAGCUGAGCAGGGUCGGAACUGGUUUAGCAAGGCAUUCAGGGAUGUUGAUCGGACUAUCUAUAUGUAUCGGCUGCUGCUAGAGCUGGCGAGACUGCAGGAUCCGAAAAGAAAAGCGCAUGCUGAUGCUCGAAGAUGA
Messenger RNA from Pseudomassariella vexata, 2553 nucleotides. RefSeq lists its product as uncharacterized. The record is from RefSeq and is a predicted model, not a curated record. The transcript has 2 exons. The coding region runs from base 1 to 2553 and encodes 850 amino acids. NCBI's taxonomy places the organism in Eukaryota, Fungi, Ascomycota, Sordariomycetes, Amphisphaeriales, Pseudomassariaceae.